CUCUCCAAAAAGAAACAAAGUCAAAAAACAGGAAAGCGCCACUCCCGUUCGCCAACGCGCAGCCUAAUUUCAAACCCGCAGUUACGUAUAAACUAUGUACACUAUAUAGACACAGAGAGGCGAACAAAACAGGGCUAGGCCUAUAGAUAGAGAGAGACGAACAAACGCAGACCCUUCUCUCUCUCUCUCUCUCUCUAAACCAGCGGAGAUCCGGAAAUGCAGAGGAUCAGUUCAUUUGCCAUCAAGCUUCUAUUGAUCACAUUCUGUGUGUUACUAGGAAAUUGCUUCAGUCUCGAGAUUGGGGAAACCUGUUCUACUGAUAGUCAGUGUGAUGCCGGCCUACGCUGCGAAACAUGCUCUGCAAAUGGCAACACCCGCCCCAGAUGCACCCGGACUCAACCCUUGAUUCCCACUUCCAAGGUGAAAGGUCUACCGUUCAACAAGUACUCAUGGCUGACGACCCACAAUUCUUAUGCUCUGUCCGGGGCUACGUCUGAGACCGGAUCACCCAUUCUUUCUCCGACCAAUCAGGAAGAUUCGGUUACCUCUCAGCUUAAAAAUGGCAUCCGAGGGCUCAUGCUUGAUAUGUAUGACUUCAACAAUGACAUCUGGUUAUGCCACUCCUUCAGUGGAAAAUGCUACAACUUUACAUCAUUUCAACCUGCUAUCAAUGUGCUGAAAGAGAUUCAAGUGUUUCUGGAAGCAAAUCCAACAGAAAUUGUCACCAUCUUCAUCGAAGAUUAUGUGACCUCUCCACAGGGCUUGACAAAGGUUUUUAAUGCAUCUGGUCUGAGUAAUUAUUGGUUUCCAGUGUCUCAGAUGCCCAAAAGUGGUGUAGAUUGGCCUACUGUGGAUGAUAUGGUCCAGAAUAAUCAACGAUUGGUAGUCUUCACCUCAAUAUCUUCCAAGGAGGCCACUGAGGGGAUUGCUUAUGAGUGGAGAUACGUGGUAGAAAAUCAGUAUGGGGAUGACGGAAUGGUGGCUGGUUCUUGUCCGAACCGUGCGGAAUCAUCUCCUAUGAACACAUCAACAAUAUCCUUGGUUCUUCAGAACUACUUCCCUGAUAAUCCCAACAUAACAGAGGCCUGCGUUGACAAUUCUGAUUCGUUAAUCAGUAUGAUGAAUACUUGUUAUCAAGAUGCUGGGAAGCGGUGGCCAAACUUCAUUGCGGUUGAUUUUUACCAGAGAAGUGACGGUGGAGGAGCCCCAGAAGCCGUGGAUGAGGCAAAUGGUCAGCUGACUUGUGGAUGUGAUAGCAUUGCUUAUUGCAAGACAAAUGCGACGUUUGGCAAAUGCGAUGUUCCUGUGAUCUCACCUCCACCACCGGCUGGAUUAUCAUCACCCACAGGUGGCGGUCCUACAACUGAAACUGUGAGUGAUGAUUCCAAUAUCAGCAGGCCAGUUCAUCUGCUUUGGCUUAUCGGGAUAUCUUUUACCGCGCUUAUCUUGCUAUGCAUGUAAAUUGCUUGUUGUUUAUGUAACCACACUCAUCUAUUUUUUUGGAAUGGAAUUUAACACAUUUGUUGUUGAUUGAUUUAAAAA
Rhododendron vialii is the source of this 1542-nucleotide messenger RNA. Its product is annotated as PI-PLC X domain-containing protein At5g67130-like. Bases 217 to 1461 code for a protein of 414 amino acids. NCBI's taxonomy places the organism in Eukaryota, Viridiplantae, Streptophyta, Magnoliopsida, Ericales, Ericaceae. Gene Ontology annotation, molecular function: phosphoric diester hydrolase activity. The record is from RefSeq and is a predicted model, not a curated record. The transcript has 9 exons. Gene Ontology annotation, biological process: lipid metabolic process.